AUGUAAGUACAGGAAUCUCUUUUUUUCUCUCAAUUAUCAGAGGGGAUGCAGUUUGCAGGAGAUGAAGCUAUUCGCCGAUUAUCGAGAAACGGGGUUUGGGGAUUAAAAUAUAAUACAUCAUGGAAUAUGAGAUGGGAUUUUUAAGGCUUCGCCAAAAUGGGCCGGUUGCUUAAGAUAAAUGCUGAAGAAUCCGUGUGGCGUCGAGAUUUCAUACUAUCAACAAUUAGCGACGGAAUAGCACGAGAAAAACUACUUUUGCCUUCGCAAUUUUGAUAUAAUAGCUAACAGUAUUUCUCAUAGGGUCUUCGAGGUUUCGCUUCCACCCUCGUCGUAUUAACUCAUAUCGCCAGAGCUUUCGAUGGCGAACUAUUCCUCCCAGCCUCUCAUGAGGGCGCGCAGCCCCGACCUAUGCAGCUACCGUUUUUGCGAAUCCUCGUUCAAGGUCGUAUCGGCGUUACUAUUUUCUCUUUUGUUACCGGUUACGUCUGCGCUCUGAAGCCCAUUAAACUAUAUCGACAGAACAACCAGGACAUCGCCUUCACAUCCAUCGCCAAGUCAGCCCUUCGUCGUGUUCCUCGACUCGUUAUCCCUUGUGCUUUUGCGACGUUCUUGAUUUGGAUUAUGGCGAACUUGGGUAUGUUUCUGGUUGCGAAGCAGAGCGACUGUUGGUGGUGUGGUAAGACCGCACCCGACCGCCAGGCUACUGCAUUUCUCUCUGUGAAGCACUUGGUUCAGAACAUUGUUUCGACCUGGACGAGAGGUCAAAACGCGUACGAUGGAAAUCAAUGGACACUAUUACCUCUACUGAAGGGGAGUAUGGAGGUAUACACGUUCGUUAUUGCCACCGCCUACAUUCGACCUCAAUUCCGAAUGAUUCUGAGCUUGAUGAUGUUUGCCUACUUCUGGAUUGGAUCGGAUUCGGCUUUCGGAAUGCAAUUCUUCUGGGGUGUUUUCCUCUGCGAUUUACAGAACCAUCCUCCCGCAACCGAAUGGCUUACCCGCCGAGCAAGAUUAUCACAGGUUCUAGCUGCGGUUUUCUUGUUUCUGGGUCUAUACAUCGCUUCAUUCCCGGAGGGGCACCCAGAAUGGAUGACUUGGUCGAACUACCAAUUCAAGGUGCUUAAGCACAUCCUACCCAAGGAUCCCGACUAUCCUCGAUUCGCCUCCGGAAUUGGCCUAGAGUUGAUUACCUUAGGCUUACACUUUAGCCCCGCGCUACGAGACGUGCUAUCGAGCAAGGUCCUCCUUUGGUUCGGCAAGCAGUCUUUUGCUGUGUAUCUCCUUCAUGGUCCCCUUCUUCGCAGUGUACUCUGCUGGAUGGUUUAUGGAAUUCGUGUCCCGCCGCCUAUUACUAACGACAAGGGUGAAACGAUCCACGGCACACUCAUGUUCCCUAGCGGAUGGCGAUUGAUGAUCUCGCUUCCGUUCUGGAUUCCCCUCAAUUACGGUGCGGCCAUGCUUUGGACAGGCUACGUCGAUCCGUGGUGCGCAAAUCUAACGGAGAAGAUCGUGGGCAAGGUCAUGUUGGCACGUGACGAGAAGGGUGUUCUGCUGCCACAGUAGGGAGGUGGCACCGAUCGUCCCGACAAGCGCAACGAUGACAUUGAGUUGGAAACAAUAAAGAAGAAUGAAUCUCAAGAAGAGGUUCUUCGG
Messenger RNA from Annulohypoxylon maeteangense, 1653 nucleotides. RefSeq names its product acyltransferase family-domain-containing protein. Gene Ontology annotation, cellular component: membrane. The record is from RefSeq and is a predicted model, not a curated record. Lineage: Eukaryota; Fungi; Ascomycota; Sordariomycetes; Xylariales; Hypoxylaceae. Gene Ontology annotation, molecular function: acyltransferase activity, transferring groups other than amino-acyl groups. The transcript is spliced from 2 exons. Bases 409 to 1563 code for a protein of 384 amino acids. Gene Ontology annotation, biological process: polysaccharide biosynthetic process.